Messenger RNA from Thunnus maccoyii (southern bluefin tuna), 800 nucleotides. Its product is annotated as histone H2A-like. Gene Ontology annotation, cellular component: nucleosome. Gene Ontology annotation, molecular function: DNA binding; protein heterodimerization activity; structural constituent of chromatin. The record is from RefSeq and is a predicted model, not a curated record. The transcript has a single exon. The coding region runs from base 39 to 422 and encodes 127 amino acids. NCBI's taxonomy places the organism in Eukaryota, Metazoa, Chordata, Actinopteri, Scombriformes, Scombridae.
ACAUUUUCUUUGAGAUUAGACUCGCGAAGAAGCUAAAAAUGAGUGGUAGAGGAAAAACCGGAGGCAAAGCCCGCGCUAAGGCAAAGACCCGCUCCUCCAGGGCCGGGCUCCAGUUCCCAGUCGGCCGUGUUCACAGGCUGUUGAGGAAGGGCAACUAUGCGGAGCGUGUCGGUGCCGGAGCCCCCGUCUACCUGGCGGCUGUGCUGGAGUACCUGACCGCUGAGAUCCUGGAGUUGGCUGGAAACGCUGCCCGCGACAACAAGAAGACCAGGAUCAUCCCCCGUCACCUGCAGCUGGCUGUCCGCAACGACGAGGAGCUCAACAAGCUGCUGGGCGGAGUGACCAUCGCUCAGGGCGGCGUGCUGCCCAACAUCCAGGCUGUGCUGCUGCCCAAGAAGACCGAGAAGCCCGCCAAGAAGUAAACAUGGAACCGGCUCCUCUAAAUAACACAACGGCUCUUUUAAGAGCCACACACUCCUGAUAAAGAACAAACAUCCUCAUAUGAUACUGUCAUUAAAAUAUUACUUAGUGCUGUUUAUGAUGAACACAAAAUAUUGAUUAAUGUUAAUAUGUAGAAAUAUAAGCUGCAUUCACAACAAAAUGAUAUAUUAGGUAAUGUUAAACUUAAACACUUAAUGGUUAGUCUAUAUACUAGCCUAUGUGAAACUUAUACACAUCACUGGAAAGUAGUUCUUAUACUAAUUAUCAUUAGUCAUAAUUAAUAGCCUGGAGAUUUGCUGACCAGCUCCAAAAAAGUCUCUUUUAGAGACACUCAGCUCUGAAACAGUAAUUCUGAUUUU